AGAACCAAAACUAAACUUGUUACUAUUGUCUGCAUAAGUUUUAUGAGGUUUCAUUUUCCUCCGUUACUACCACACACCACUUCAAGUAAUUUUUUUCUGGUCUUCUUCCUAUAAUUAUUGAUCCUUUACAGAUAGAUAAGAUCUUAAAUAGCUAUUAGACAUAGACAGAUUGGAGAAAGACAUGCUCACUUCUUCUCAGUUUCCUAGGCCUUUCCUUCUAUCAAACCUCUCCCACUCACCAAUUUCCUCACACCUUCACUGGGUUUGGGCUAUAAGCAGCAAUCUCAUCGCCUUCUUAUCCUUCAGAUUCAUUUCUCUUUUCCCAUCUCGAUCAAAGGGAUAAAAUUCCCCAAAUCGCCGCCUUUCUCAUCUAAUUGUACAGAACAAUAAGUCUUUUUUUUUUCUUCUGGUUAAUAGUGCUUUCUGGGGGGUGACUUUAAGAUAUGGGGUUGAGUUCUAAGCAGGUUUCUAAUAGAGGGCUUGAUUGGGACCAGACUUUGUUGCAGGCUCAAAACUUGGAGCUCCCAAAGCCUACUCCUAUGAGGAAACAGCAGCAACAGACUCAGCCAUCAGAGCCUUUGAAUUGUCCAAGAUGUGACUCCAUUAACACCAAAUUCUGUUACUACAACAACUACAACAAGUCUCAACCCCGCCAUUUCUGCAGAGCUUGCAAGAGGCACUGGACUAAAGGUGGAACUCUGCGCAACGUUCCUGUUGGCGGUGGUAGAAAGAAUAAGCGAGCCAAGAAAUCGACCACAGCUACAACCACCACCUCAAAUGGAAGCAUGGAUGGUGAGUUGAGAACCCGCGUUACAAUUCCUCCUCUUGCAGUGGAUGAUCAUCACAAAACCACACCUUCCUCUCUCUACCAAUCUCUGUGCCUGCCACAACAGAAUCCGAAUACCAAAGUUUCCCAAGGCAAGGACUUUGGUAUUGGCAAUGGAAUCUUUCUGAGUUCAAACGUGCCUUUUCCUCAAAACCAAAGCCUUCUCUUCCCUUUCACAACCUCAAACUCCUUUGACACAAACACGUGUGCAGUAUCCAACUCUCUGCAAUCCUCCAGUGUGUAUAACUACGGUGACGAGUUUAAAAUACUGGAAGAGCCAACCGUGAACAGUACAAUGGCCUGCACUGGUGCUGGCACCAGGACACAACCAUGGGAGAUCGCAGCGACAAGUUCUGGUUUGGAAAUGUCAAACUAUUGGAGUUGGGAGGACAUCGAUUCGUUGGUCUCAACCGAUCCAAAUAAUCCUUGGGAUGAUUCCGACAUCAAACCCUGACAAGAGGAAGUAUAAAAAAAAACAAUAGUAACCCAUGUUCAUAGAUUAGUUAUCUGUGGUGUUUGCGUUUCAUAAGGAGUAGAAAGUGUUCGUGUUUUCAAAUGAAUCAUAAUAUCCACUUUUCUUUCUGCUCUUAUGAGUCUUAUAAGGAGAAGUUUUGGAGCUGUCUUAUUUUAGUUUCAGCUUCGGAUUCAAGCAAGGGCGUUCAAUUAACUGUAACCAAAUGAGUUUGCCUGUUGAUCUCUCUUAUAAUUUCCUGUAAUAAAAUGUUACACUUAACAUUAUUCACAAAUACAGAAAAUUUUGUAUUUUUUUGAA
Molecule: messenger RNA, 1598 nt
Organism: Vigna angularis (adzuki bean)
Lineage: Eukaryota; Viridiplantae; Streptophyta; Magnoliopsida; Fabales; Fabaceae
Product: dof zinc finger protein DOF1.7
Exons: 1
Coding region: 444-1280 (278 amino acids)
Biological process (GO): regulation of DNA-templated transcription
Molecular function (GO): DNA binding; DNA-binding transcription factor activity
Source: RefSeq, a predicted model, not a curated record